AUGGCUCCCAGUAUUACUGUUGUCCCUGCCUCUACCAGAGUUGGCACAGAAACAAUUCGUCAGCUUCUGGCCUCCCCCGAGAAGCCCUCGGUUCGCGGCAUCUACCGUGACACGGCUAAAGCUCCCUUCGAGUACACCAGCAACCCCAAUUUCGAAGCCGUCAAAGGUGAUGUAGAAACUGGAAUUGGCCUCGACUUCACCGGCUCCGACGGGGUUCUAUACGUGCCCCCUCCGAUAUACCAAAAGAAAAUGGAUCUGGCCGAUUGGGCGGAACUGACAGCUACAAAUGUCAAAAUUGCAUUGCAUCAGUCAAAUGUUGAGAAACUUGUCGUAUCAUCCGGUCUUGGAGCACGUUAUAAACACGGUGUUGGCCUCGCACGCCUCAACCAUGAAACUGACAGGAUACUCAAAGACGCCGCACGCGAAGUAACCGUUCUUCACUGCACCCAUUUCCUCGAAGAGUGGAGUUAUAUCUUCCAGAUGCCACUGGGCGACCCUCCAAGCAUCACGUCCUGGGUUGCCCCGGCAGACUACAAAAUUGCCAUGGUCAGCAUCAAGGAUAUUGCUAAAGUAUCCGUCAAGAGUCUACUAAGAGACUCUCAACAACCAGGUUUUCACUGUGUAAAGGUACUAGGCCCUCGUCUGUGCAGCUCAAAUGAUCUGAAGGAUGCUUUUGAGGAAGUGACUGGGCACAAGGUGAAGCUUGAACUUGCCCAAGGUGACGACUUGAAGGCUAUGCUUGGACACCUAUUCCCAGAGCACUGCAUCCCAGAUAUUUUGGAGGUUUUAGAGGCAUCUCUACCUGGUGGACUAAUCGCUACGGAAUAUGGCUACGAUGAAAACACUUUCACGGGCAAAGUUGAGUUGGUUGAUGUUAUUCGGGAAUUGCACAAGAAGUAUAACGAAUGA
This is a messenger RNA of Fusarium pseudograminearum CS3096, 909 nucleotides long. RefSeq lists its product as uncharacterized. The transcript has 2 exons. NCBI's taxonomy places the organism in Eukaryota, Fungi, Ascomycota, Sordariomycetes, Hypocreales, Nectriaceae. The coding region runs from base 1 to 909 and encodes 302 amino acids. The record is from RefSeq and is a predicted model, not a curated record.